AUGCAUACUAUGAGUCAAGUGUUUGUAGAGGAAGGAACAGAUGGUAUUUUACUGAUAGAUGCAAUCAAGGCCUUUAACCAAAUGAACAGAUCCGUCGCCUUGCAUAACAUCCAGAUAACCUGUAAGGAAAUGUCACUUUACAUCAGUAACACCUACAGAAGCCCGUCAAGGCUCUAUAUUUGCGGCGGAGGUGAGAUAUUUUCACAAGAGGGUACAACGCAGGGGGAUCCCUUGGCCAUGCCCUGGUACUCGGUCAAUUCAUCUAUCAUGAUCCAGAGCUUAAGGACAAGCACACCAGGUGUUAAACAAGUAUGA
Molecule: messenger RNA, 315 nt
Organism: Porites lobata
Lineage: Eukaryota; Metazoa; Cnidaria; Anthozoa; Scleractinia; Poritidae
Source: the annotation of a GenBank genome assembly